AAUGAAGUAUUUUUGUGUGUUGGUUUUAGCGUGCUUAGUUCAAAACAUUUACGCCAGCCCUGCAUUCUUAACACCAUGCAAGGCCAGUGACAAGAAAUGCUUGGUAUCCAGCACAAAGAAGGUUCUCGCGGCUUUUAUCAAGGGUCUCCCUGAGUACAAAAUCCCUGUGACCGACCCCCUGUUUGUCGAUGGUGGCAAGUCCGACAACCCUGGACUUAGCAUUAAAUACAAUGACCUGAACAUCCAUGGACUGAAAAAGGCCAAGAUCGUUGAUGUCGAGCGUUCCGGCUCUGACAUCAAGUUGGUUUUCGAGCUACCUCUAGUCUUCGACGGUCUCUACGAAUUGAACGGAAAAAUGCUUAUCUUGGACGUUACAGGAAAGGGCAAUGUUGACAUCAAAACAGACAAUGUCAAACUGACUGUCACUUUGAAGACUACCACCACGAAGGGUGCUGACGGCAAGACCUACUGGAAGGUCACCGGCUUCGACUACAAAUAUGACUUCAUUGACAAAGUCCACAUCAAGCUGUCCGGUCUUUUCGGAGGAAACGAAGAGCGGGCCAAACCCAUCCACGACAUGCUCGACAACAGCUGGAAGGAGGUCAUCGAAGAGCUCGGAGAUCCCAUCAUCAAGCAGCUUCUCAGCGUCUGCGUCAAAUACGUCAACAACUUCUUCAGCAAAGUCCCCGUUUCCGAGCUCGAGUUGGCUUAAACUCGU
Molecule: messenger RNA, 718 nt
Organism: Aricia agestis (brown argus)
Lineage: Eukaryota; Metazoa; Arthropoda; Insecta; Lepidoptera; Lycaenidae
Product: circadian clock-controlled protein daywake-like
Exons: 5
Coding region: 2-712 (236 amino acids)
Source: RefSeq, a predicted model, not a curated record